This is a messenger RNA of Dibothriocephalus latus, 240 nucleotides long. NCBI's taxonomy places the organism in Eukaryota, Metazoa, Platyhelminthes, Cestoda, Diphyllobothriidea, Diphyllobothriidae. The record is from the annotation of a GenBank genome assembly.
AUGGAACACAAACUGGUAGUGCGGAAAGGUGAUCCACUGUCUCAGAUUGCCACCCACACUCUGCAAGAAGGCCACGAAUUUGACUUCACGGGCACUUGGGUAAUGGCACGAGCCAAUGAUAAGACGGGGCGAGAACUACUGGAGGCCUGCAUGUCAGACUCUAUCAACAGGCAUGUGGAUAUACCGCCCUGUUAUUUUGCCCUACUUUCGCGUGACCAAGAAGCACGGCCCAGUUCGUAA